Molecule: messenger RNA, 3140 nt
Organism: Acaulospora colombiana
Lineage: Eukaryota; Fungi; Glomeromycota; Glomeromycetes; Diversisporales; Acaulosporaceae
Source: the annotation of a GenBank genome assembly
CAUAUACGGCAGCAACUCCCAUGUACACCAGGUUUACCUUGUUUACAGAAUUUAUUUGGACUAACGAAGCCGAGGGCGUGAAGAUAAUGAUAUCAUGUAAGCCAAAAUUUUCCGCGCCCAAAACUAGUCAUGCGAUGUUUUAUUUUGUAAGGUCAGGUGACUCUCACCUGAUAAAAAAGUAUAAAGAAUUCGAUCGUCAUCCUCUUUUGGACUUGAUGAUGACACCCACAUACCUUGAUUUUUCUGACAUAGAAAAAGAAAAGGAGAAAUGCAAACUUCGUAUGUAUGCAAAGACGGCUGUACGAAGUUGCACGAUCUCUCACAUGCUAACCUGUUCGCUGAGGGGUAGCGAGCGUACGGAUAUCGUUUUCGCAAAGGAAACGGCAUUAGAAUUAUUGGAGAUCGUGGAUGAGGGAACUCUCAAUUCGAUCAUCGAACAGUCUGUAUUCGGCACGAUAAAAGAUAUUCGAGUACUUCACUGUGUAUUUUCGGAGCCCGUAUUAUACGAUCCGAUUGAGGGGAAGGAAUGCGUAGAUCCGGAAAAAAAUUCAGAUCUUCGGGUCAUUCCCGGUCAGGAUAUUCUGGUGUGUUUGUCGGAUUCCGGAACCUUAUCAUUCCUCGCAUAUACGGAGCGCGCGUCUCCAGAUGUGAUCAAGGGAAAAGGAAAAGCCAAUAUCGUGCGAUACAUUGGUGUUUCGAAUUCCGACAUUGCGAGAAUGUCCGGAAAGUUCCAGUCGAUUAAAGAGAAUUGUGGUUUAAAUUGUUUUAUUGUCAUUAAGAUACAUUUGGCGAAGCCUGGAUUUGAUUUUAAAGACCUCGGACGAAUUGUUUGCGUUGAUCCCAUGGGUCGUCUAAUAGCAGUGGCGGCUUGGUAUAGUGCCGUCCAGAUAUUCUCGCUUCCAAAUGAGUCAAUAUUUAGUUAUGACUCAUCAGACAAAGGAAAAUCAUAUUCACAAGAGGGAGUAAUUUGGAAUAUGACAUUUUUAUAUUCUUCUGAUGAAUCUCGAGCCUUAUUGGCAAUGGUGGUUGUCGAUGAUGAACAGAAGAGUGCUCGUAUUGUGAUUUAUAAUUUCUUGGCGACCGAGAAACUCAACAGUGACGCGAAAUCAACGAUGAUUUCCUUGGAAAAAGCGCUGAUGUCCGCAUUCGCUUAUCCAAUGGAUACCUCGGUUUUAAAACGAACCGCAGCAUUUUCACAGUCACCGAAUCAGUAUGUCUAUGCUGGUAUGGAAAAUGGGGGUUUAUAUAGGAUUGACAUUAUCUCGGAAAAAAGCAUUGGGUUCACAUUGGUGCGAAGUGAAGGGAUUAAUCCUGUAGGAUCUAGCAUGACCACAUUAUGCCUUGACCCUGAAAUUGGUGAUUUUGUGCUACUAAGUGGAGAUAUGAGUGAUGGUGUUGUUGUCAGGUCCAACCCAAAAUCUAGAGCUGAGAUAACAUAUGAGAUACCCAACUGGGCCCCCAUGUGGGAUUUUCAAAUGCUCGAUCUUAAUCAGGAAGGUCACAAAGUAAUAUUUUCAUGCAGUGGUCGAGACCAACAGGGGUCAAUCAGAGUAAUUAGAAAAUCAGUUGGUGUUAAUGUGUUGUCAUCAUCUGAUUAUGGAUUUGAAGGAGUAGUUUCACUCUGGAAUUUGAAGUAUGACGUAAACGAUGCUGCGGACACAUUUUUGGCUUUAACUUUUGUCGAAUCGACACGAUUGAUGCAAAUGACUUCAGAAGGACUUGAUGAUAUUAGUUAUCAGAGUGGAUUCAAUCUUGAGGUUUGCUCAAUAUUGGUGACUUCUUUUGAGUCAAGACCAGGAUACCUGGUUCAAAUUUAUCAAGAGGCAAUCAUUGUGUCAAAGCCCAACACUUUUGAUGGAUCGAGAACCCCGGAUAGGAGUAUUGAGAAAUACCAAUGGUUAACUCCAGAAAACAAACGUAUAGAAUUGGCGGCUAUUUAUGGUUCUUUAGUUGUGAUGAGCUUGACGAAUGGAAAUAGCAGCAUGAUCUUUGUUCUUGAGCUCUACUUUGAUACAACACCAAUUAUAACCUUUUCCAUAGACGCGACAAAUAAGAUAAUCAUACCGGAAUCGAUCUGCAUUGUUGGGAACGAGGAGAGAGCUUACUUCUUGGCUGGUAACAGGGAAGGGGCCAUCACAACACAAACUUUAAUAGCUGAAAAUAAGUUGCAGUUAUCCCAACCGAUCUCUAGACGAAUCGGUGCAUUUCCUGUUAAAUUGAUAGUUCCGAAUUCGAAUAUUCUGCUGCCGGUUGACGAAGGGACCGAGGCAGUUUCGAGAUUUCAUUGUUCCCUCGGGAAUCAAGUCAUACCCGAGGAUCAACCUAUGGAGGUGCUAGCAUUGGAAGCUGGAAUUGAAAUUGAAUCCCAAGAGUCUUCGCCCGAGAUUAGAUGGGAUGUCAAUCAGGAUAUCGUCAAACCGAAUAAUGUCGUUGUCGGAUGCUCUCUUUUAGGGAGUGUCUUUUCGUUUACGAGAAUUGUCAUAAAAGAUUAUAAUCUUUUGUUAGGUCUACAAACUGCGCUUGAAAGCUGGUCAACUACUCGUCCUUGUCUAGGGAAUAACAACGAGCAAUUUAGAAAGCUGUUUCAUGACGAUUCGACGAAUCUUGUGAUCGACGGGGAAAUGGUUUCUCAAUUUUUAAAGUUAUCUCGAAGCGAACAAUGUAAGGUCGUUGAUAGCCAUCCGAAAUUGAUCGAAGCGGGCACAAUUUUUCUUCGCGGAGAACAAUCCCAAUCGGAAGAAGAAUUGCAUAAUCCGCCACAGAUCGAUAUUCUUGAGCAUCGAUAUGAUAUGGAUGAGGACUUUCCAAUACCCAUUUACCAAAAUGAGGAUUAUGAAAUGAAUGUCGACCGUGAACCUUUGAUGGAACAAGAUGUUCCGGAAAGAGAAUUCUUUGGCGUUGACAAAACCGAAGAUCGCGUUGAUGGAGGUCUGGGGAUAUCCCAGGGCACACACGUGGCGUCAACCGAGGAAAUCGUGGAUGCUCUGCAGAUGAGCAUUUUUAUAUUAUGGCUCCUCUUAAUGGUGUUGUUCAAUAAUCAUUUAGAAAAUGACCAAAAUUUCAUGAGUAAAAAGACAACGGGUCAGAAACAAACGUCAACAAUGACCAUUGCUGGUUCCAUUCUGUUAAAGCAGAAGUGA